AUGACGGGGUCAUUGUGUCUCUUUAAGCCUCUGAUCAAACGUUGGGUAGUCCCUAAACCAGAUAAAAUCCAGCUUACAGGAAACACUGCCCCACACCCAACAGAUCCGCCCGCCACCAAACAGAUCCACACCAAACAGAUCCACCACCAAACAGCCCCACACCAAACAGAUCCGCCACCAAACAAAUUAACCACCAAACAGCCCCACACCAAACAGAGCCGCCACCAAAUAGAUCCACCACCAAACAGCCCCACACCAAACAGAUCCACCACCAAACAGAUUCACCACCAAACAGCCCCACACCAAACAGAUCCGCCACACAGAUUCACCACCAAACAGAUCCGCCAUCAAACAGAUCCACCACCAAACAGCCCCACACCAAGCAGAUCCGCCACACAGAUUCACCACCAAACAGAUCCGCCAUCAAACAGAUCCACCACCAAACAGAUCCGCCAUCAAACAGCCCCACACCAAACAGAUCCACCACCAGAAUUUCGCUCAGCAGGUUGUCGCCAUACACGCAUUCGUCCCUCCGCCAUACAUGCAUUCAUCCAUCGGUCAUAG
This is a messenger RNA of Ostrea edulis (European flat oyster), 564 nucleotides long. RefSeq lists its product as uncharacterized. Bases 1 to 564 code for a protein of 187 amino acids. The record is from RefSeq and is a predicted model, not a curated record. The transcript has 2 exons. Lineage: Eukaryota; Metazoa; Mollusca; Bivalvia; Ostreida; Ostreidae.